GAAAACAAGCAAAUCCACGCAUGCGCAUUCAGGUGUCAGACUUUGGCUUAUUGAGAUGUGGUGUUUGAGAACAUCGUCACUGUUGAGCCGUACUUCGUCUGUUUUCUCUUCUAUUACACGGCCAGUUGCAUUAGCUCCGAUCAUUUGUCAACGAUCCCCCCAUGAGGGACUUCAGUCUCGCGCUAGUCAUACGGAUGUCGUAGUUCCUGACUUUUCUGCCUAUCGCAGAACGGGAGGCGGCCAACAAUCCGAUGUUGAAAGUCGACUGAUAAAUUACGGCCUCAUCCUGGCUGGAAGCGUUGUCGCCGUUUAUCUUGUGAAGAAUCUCCUAGGCAGCUAUCUAUCGACGAUGAAUCCUUCUGCAGACGUAAGGGCACUCGCCACAACCGAGGUGAAUUUAUCGAUGAUACCAGAAGGGACAGGCUCGACCAUAAUUUGGCGCGGUAAGCCAGUAUUCGUUCGGCACCGAACUCCGGAGGAAGUUGAAGGCGUACGCCAAGUUGACAUCAGCACUUUGAGAGAUCCUCAACGAGACGAAGACAGAGUGACGAAAUCCGACUGGCUUGUAGUGGAGGCCACGUGCACGCAUCUUGGGUGUGUACCGAUAUCCCAUCAAGGCGACUUCGGUGGUUACUUCUGCCCUUGCCAUGGAUCUCACUACGACGCUUCGGGAAGAGUACGCAAAGGCCCAGCUCCAUUGAAUCUCAACGUACCAGAGUACACAUUUACUGACGACAAGAGUUUGCUGAUUGGUUCCUGAGGUGUACUGGUAGCUCAGCUGCUCAGAUUUUGUUUAAUAUGUAAUCUGCUAAACUAUUGUCAAUAUGUCAAUACUAUUAUUAGAACAUUGCGCGUAUAGCAGUUGUGCGUCUACUAGUCUGACUUUUUCAGUGCUCCUAAUUUCAUUGCUGUCGAUUGUCUGGGUUCUGCAGCUCUUUUCUCUUU
Molecule: messenger RNA, 945 nt
Organism: Corticium candelabrum
Lineage: Eukaryota; Metazoa; Porifera; Homoscleromorpha; Homosclerophorida; Plakinidae
Product: ubiquinol-cytochrome c reductase iron-sulfur subunit-like
Exons: 1
Coding region: 56-760 (234 amino acids)
Biological process (GO): mitochondrial electron transport, ubiquinol to cytochrome c
Cellular component (GO): membrane
Molecular function (GO): quinol-cytochrome-c reductase activity; 2 iron, 2 sulfur cluster binding
Source: RefSeq, a predicted model, not a curated record